This is a messenger RNA of Thlaspi arvense, 364 nucleotides long. NCBI's taxonomy places the organism in Eukaryota, Viridiplantae, Streptophyta, Magnoliopsida, Brassicales, Brassicaceae. The record is from the annotation of a GenBank genome assembly.
AUGUUGGUUUUCUCUUCGGUUAGGGCUGUCAAGGUUAGGGAUUUCGCUGUGGCUCUGAGGCAAUUCCGUCGCGUCUUCCCCAUCGUCAGGUGGUGGUUUGGGCGGAGGUUUUUGGCUGUCAUUGGGCUCGCCUCCAAUGUGGUUCCUCCUUCCACCGUCGAUGUGUGUUCUGUUUCUGGUGUUGGUUCAGCGGUUCUUGAAGAGUUCAAAUUAUUGACGAUGAUGACUUCAUUUUUAGUCUUGGUGGUGUCUUGGGUUCAAAUAGAGGCGGCGGAUCUUACUUGGCGACCAUUUACCUUUCGUGGGAGAUAUUUCUCGCAGUUUUUCAAGCUCGGGAUUGGCGGCUAAAGGCGGCUUCUCUAGC